GAAAAAUCUGGAAUCGUCGCAGUGAGCUGAAGUCUGCUCUGAACUUGUGAGGAUACACAACAUUGUCUUCAUAUAAGUUAUUCGUUUAAGACAAACAUGGUCAAGGAAACAGGCUUCUAUGACACAUUGGGGGUGAAACCUAAUGCUACUCCCGAUGAACUGAAAAGGGCCUAUCGCAAACUAGCCUUGAAAUAUCACCCAGACAAAAAUCCUACAGAAGGAGAGAAGUUCAAGCAGAUCUCACAGGCGUAUGAGGUGUUGUCUGAUGCCAAGAAGAGAGAGGUGUAUGACCGUGGAGGUGAAAAGGCUAUAAAGGAAGGAGGAACUGGUGGUGGUGGCGGAGGGGGCUUUGCAUCGCCCAUGGACAUCUUUGACCUAUUUUUUGGCGGAGGUAGUCGGAUGCACAGAGAGCGGAAAGGGAAGAAUAUUGUUCAUCAGAUUUCAGUUACACUGGAAGAUCUUUAUAAUGGAGCUACAAGAAAACUUAGUGUCCAGAAGAAUACCAUCUGUGAGAGAUGUGAAGGUCGAGGGAGUCGGAAAGGAGCUGCACAGAUGUGCAUGACUUGCCAUGGCACAGGCAUGCAGGUCCGCGUGCACCAGCUAGUACCAGGUAUGGUUCAGCAAGUGUCCACAGUGUGCCACAGCUGUCAGGGCCAAGGACAGAGAAUCAGCCACAAGGACCGCUGCAAACAAUGUGCAGGUCGGAAGAUCCUGCGACAGAAGAAGAUCUUGGAGGUCCACAUUGACAAAGGAAUGAGAGAUGGCCAGAAAAUAGUUUUCCAUGGCGAGGGAGAUCAGGAGCCAGGACUUGAGCCAGGUGAUAUCAUUAUUGUCCUGGACCAGCGAGAACAUCCACGUUUCACCAGGAGAGGUGAGGACCUGACCAUGUCCAUGGAGUUACAGCUGGUUGAGGCUUUGUGUGGUUUCAAGAAACCUGUUCCGACACUGGACGACAGAACGCUCCUCAUCACCUCACAUCCAGGAGAACUGAUCAAGCCUGGAGACACAAAAUGUGUCUUGAAUGAAGGGAUGCCCAUGUACCGCAGACCGUUUGAGAAGGGACGCCUUAUUAUUCACUUCUCAGUUGUGUUCCCACAAGCCAACUUCCUCCCCAACAACAAGCUGAAGGAGCUGGAGCGCUACCUCCCAGAAAAGAUGGACGCAGAGCAGCCAGACAGUAUGGACGAUGACCUCUACAUCUAUGCCGACCUGGAGGACUGUGACUACGAAAACAGGAAAAGACACCAUCGUCAGUAUUGCUACAAGGAUGACGACGACUACGCCAGCACUGGAGGUGUUCAGUGCCAGACGUCUUAAAUAACAGCUGGCAUGAAGCCUGAACCCUCAUCUAUAAUGCAAAGCACCUUUUUGAAAUUUUGUGCACUUUUUAUUUUAUUACUUUUCUUAAAAUCAUAACUAUUUACUCGUUGAAGUUUUCUUUCAAGCUGAAUCACAAACCUGUGUCCCAACGCCCUCCUGAUUUAUUGUAAUGCUUUUUGGAUUGAGUGGAGUAUCUUAAAGUUCCAGGACUAAACUUGGAUCCAGGUGAAUGGGAUUCCUCGUCAUCUCUGGGACCUUAUUUUAAUUAAUUUAAUUUUUUUCCCAGUCACACUGUGAUUAUAGACGAGGGCUGGUAUUACACAGGCUUCAGAGGAAAGAAAAACUUCUUUGUCUAAACAAGGACUGCCUGCUUUUUAUGAGGUUAGACUAAAACUGACAGCCAAUAUUAAUCUGAAAAUAACCUUUUUUCUAUAGUCUUACUAAAUCAGUUGUUGUUGUGAACCACUUGUUGAUGACUCGUUCAAUCAGUUGUGUGAAGACCCAAUCUUCAGAUGGUGGUGGUGGAGGGGGAUAUGCAUUGAUACUUGACAACGACAUUUAUGCUGUUUAACCCUUUCAAGGGCUAUUUUAUAAACAUUAUUAAACAAUGUUGACAAUGUGACAGGAAGAUGUAAAGUUAAUGAUGAUUCAGGCAGGAGAGUACUUAGGUCCAAGCCACUAAAUUGUAGAUUAUUCAAACUAAUGUUUAAGUUUAGUUUAACAUUUUUACUUUUGAGCUGCCAUUUGUUAUCUGUUGUGAUGCCACAGUUGUUUUUGUGGAAAGUGGAACAUCUCAUACAUAUAUAUGUACAGUGGAGUCCAAAAGUACACAGUGGGAAAGUGGUCUCAGACUUUUGGACCCCACUGUAUACUUAUCAGCCAAAUAUGCAUGACAGGGUAGGUAUUCAAAGACAAAGGGUCAAACAUGAGUAAGAAGUCACUUUAUUUUGGAAAAACAAAGAAGAGGUCGUGGGAGGUUUUGAAGGAGUAGGUUGUUGGGAUAACUUUGCUCAAACUCAGAAUGGGUAUUUUACAAUACUUAUAGGUACAUACAUAGGUAUGUUCCAGAUUUGAUCUGGUUUUGGGUUUCAGCAGACAGGUACACAGAUAACACAGAUUUGAAAAAAGGCCCCUAAUGCCUUGAUGGCAAAUGUUUUCAUCUCUUUUAAAAUUGCCAAGUGCCAAGUCGCACCCAAGUUGAAGAAAAAAAAGUGACUAAUGACGAGGUUGCUGUUUUAACGGUUGAAUGGCGUAAGAUUAUUUCCAGCACGUGCUUUUAAAAUCAUUAGAAGAUUUAGAGUUCAGUUACUUCUCUGAUAUUGUCUUAAGACCAAAAUCUGGAAUUCAAAUGACAAAUUUUAAUGAAAGUAGCAAGUUAAAUUUGUUGAUGGGUUUUUGCUGGUUUUGGCCCAAAAGUUAUUAAGUGUGUCUUUUUUCAUGUUUCUAAUCCUAAUAGCAGAUGCCAAAUGGGACUUAAAAUUGGCACACCUGAUACCUCACUGAUGUGUCUGCCUGUUUGAAAGCCUUAUCAUAACUUAACUUGAAGCUACUUGAUAAUGCAGUUUUGUUUGUUUGUUUGUUUUUGUUCAUGGGUGAUCUUUGCCUUGGAUAUUGUAACACAUCUAUGCUCACAGAAGAGGGGUUCCUUCAAUUGUUUGACGGUUGUUCUUGAAAGUAGAUGCAAAUUUAUGAGUAGUCAUAAUGUCAGGGGUAAUUCAACUCGAAUAUGUGUUGUCCAGGUCUUGAUUUGACUGUUUGUGUGUUAGGACCAAUGAUUACUUGUUUGUGCUCAUGUUUUCUAAUUAAAUUCAGUUUGGUGGUCUUUCUAAAUUGUGCUGUUUC
Messenger RNA from Seriola dumerili (greater amberjack), 3162 nucleotides. RefSeq names its product DnaJ heat shock protein family (Hsp40) member A1 (gene dnaja1). Gene Ontology annotation, molecular function: Hsp70 protein binding; ATP binding. Gene Ontology annotation, biological process: response to heat; protein refolding. Bases 97 to 1317 code for a protein of 406 amino acids. Gene Ontology annotation, cellular component: cytosol; cytoplasm. The record is from RefSeq and is a predicted model, not a curated record. The transcript has 9 exons. NCBI's taxonomy places the organism in Eukaryota, Metazoa, Chordata, Actinopteri, Carangiformes, Carangidae.